This is a messenger RNA of Puntigrus tetrazona (Sumatra barb), 7374 nucleotides long. RefSeq names its product Rho related BTB domain containing 4 (gene rhobtb4). Bases 366 to 2555 code for a protein of 729 amino acids. Lineage: Eukaryota; Metazoa; Chordata; Actinopteri; Cypriniformes; Cyprinidae. The transcript has 11 exons. The record is from RefSeq and is a predicted model, not a curated record. Gene Ontology annotation, biological process: small GTPase-mediated signal transduction. Gene Ontology annotation, molecular function: GTPase activity; protein binding; GTP binding.
GGCGGAAUCAGCUGUAGAAAGAAACAAUAACACACCAACGAACGCCCCAAAAUGAGAGCUUACCUAUAAAUGUCAGUAAUUCCAGGAAAAAGAGGUAUCGUUGAGAGAGCGAGGGAUAGAUGUAGCACACUUAACGGUUGAGGUUCUUCACUGCAUUCUGCAAACUUGUUUCAGGGGAUCUCUUUCAGCUCUGCAGGGAAGGCGAGUGUGAAGAUGCUGCCUUUGUGUCAGCCGUGACACGCCAGCGAGUUGAACACAAAACAGUCGAGAGUUUUUUCCAGAGACCUAUCAGUCAUUUAACGGUUUUAUUUGGUCUCCUGCACCCGGUUUAACGGGAGCCGGGAGGGAACCACGCGCGGACUGGCAUGUGGGUCAAUUCUGGAAGCGUCGGAAGGGCCCUCUCCAUGGAUAUAGACACAGAUUAUGAGCGACCUAAUGUGGAGACCAUAAAGUGUGUGGUGGUAGGUGAUAACGCGGUGGGCAAGACCCGACUGAUCUGCGCCCGUGCCUGCAAUGCCACCCUUACUCAGUACCAGCUGCUUGCCACCCACGUGCCAACUGUCUGGGCCAUCGACCAAUACCGUGUGUGCCAGGAGGUGCUGGAGAGGUCACGAGAUGUGGUGGAUGAGGUCAGUGUCUCCCUCAGGCUGUGGGACACAUUCGGAGAUCAUCACAAAGACAGGCGCUUCGCUUAUGGCAGAUCAGAUGUGGUAGUGUUGUGCUUCUCUUUGGCCAAUCCGAACUCUCUGCGCCAUGUUCGCACCAUGUGGUUCCCUGAGAUUAAGCACUUCUGCCCCCGCACCCCGAUCAUCCUGGUGGGCUGCCAGCUGGACCUGCGCUAUGCUGAUCUGGAUGCUGUUAACAGGGCUCGCCGGCCUCUGGCCAAACCCAUCAAACCCACAGACAUUCUUCCCCCAGAGCGAGGCCAUGAGGUCGCUAAAGAACUUGGCGUUCCAUACUAUGAAACAAGCAUCGUCGCUCAGUUUGGCGUGAAGGAUGUGUUUGACAAUGCUAUACGUGCUGCGCUCAUCUCUCGACGCCACCUUCAGUUCUGGAAGUCCCAUCUAAAGAAGGUUCAGCGUCCCCUCCUCCAGGCCCCCUUUCUUCCUCCCAGACCACCACGACCUGUGGUGGGCAUCCCUGAUCCUCCUCCCAUUGAUGGAGAAGGUCCGGACUCUCUUUUCUGCCAACCGUUGUGUGCAGAUGUCCUGUUCCUUCUCCAAGCCGGGGCCACUCGUGUCUUUGCCCAUAAGGUGUACCUGGCCACUUCCUGCUCAAAGUUCUAUGACCUAUUCACUAUGGAUCUUGGAGUGGCAGGGAUGGAGCAAGAGAGUGAGGAGAGCUCAGAGGGGAGCGAGGAAGACGAACAGAGCCGAAGAGGAGCCAAAGAACAGGCGGGCCGUACCAAGAGCCUGGACAUUGAUAAGGAGGGUGAAGGAGGCACUAGGGGUUCAAAUAGGCUGCUCAUGUUGCAGCAAGGCUCACUGAGGACUUCACAGAGCGAUAAUGCUCUGCCUGCCAGGGGCCAGCGAUCUAUAGGACCCCUGGGAGCAGGCCGUGCUCUUUUGGGAUGGGGGCGUGGUUUCUUGGGGGUGUACCUCGAGAUGGUGGAUGACCCUGUGACAGGUCGGCCAAGACUCAUGACAGUAGUGUCAAUGGAUGAUCUCAUUCAGAAAGGGCCUUUCCAAGCAGUGCUGCAGUACCUUUAUACGGGUCACCUGGAUGAGACACGUGGGGAUCUAAUGCAGGUGGCCACCAUCGCCGAGCUUCUGGAAGUCUUCGACCUGCGUAUGAUGGUGGCCAACGUCCUGAACCGUGAAAGCUUCAUGAACCAAGAGAUCACCAAAGCCUUCCAUGUGCGUCGUGCCAACCGCAUCAAAGAGUGCCUAUGCAAGGGCACUUUUGCUGAUGUGGUGUUUCGAUUGGACGACGGAUAUCUGCCAGCCCACAAACCACUGCUCAUCUCAAGCUGUGAUUGGAUGGCAGCCAUGUUUCGUGGAUCCUUUAUGGAGAGUUACAUUGAGGAGGUCUCUAUCCCCAACACCAGUUGUGCCUGCAUGAGAGCCGUUCUGGAGUUUCUGUACUGUGGUGUGUUAACACCAUGUCCUGAACUGGAGCCAAUGGACCUUAUAAUACUAGCCAACCGCCUCUGUCUUCCCCGCCUUGUAGCUCUAACAGAGCAACAUGCCGUUGAGGAGCUGUUGCAGUUGUCCGUUAAAGGAGUGGACAUUGAUGGCCACGUGCUGGCCUAUCUGGAGAUGGCUCAGUUCCACAAUGCCAAACAGCUCUCUGCCUGGUGUCUGCAUCACAUCUGCACCAACUACAAUAGCGUUUGUCGAAAAUUCCCUAAAGACAUGAAGACUAUGUCUCCUGAAAACCAGAAACAUUUUGAGAAGCAUCGCUGGCCCCCUGUCUGGUUCCUGAAGGAGGAAGACCGCUACCUCCGUUCUCAAAAAGAGAGAGAGCGCGAGGAGGAGAUCUUACGCAAGCAACACACCAAACGGGGCUGGUGCUUCUGGAGACAUCCAUCCUCCUCAGCACCCCACAUUUCCUGAGGGUCUGCCUCCAUCCAUCCAUCCAUCCAUUCAAACCGCCGUACCCCUCUCCCUUAUCUCAGUCCAGAGGCAUGUAGCCAAGCCUGGGGAGCCCUGUUCCUGUGCAUCCAUCCCGACUGCUGGAAGCCAGUCCGGGUCUUCUUUGCCUCUGAGUUUUGGCCUUCCCUCCCCCAAGUUGGGCCUCAGCAGAGCUCAAAACGUAUGUGUUAUUAAAUGGGAGACGGCUCGGAGAAAGUCUCAAAUCUUUCUCCCUCUCGAUGUUACACGUUCUACUGUGCGAAUGUGACAGGUCUCACCGCAGCAUCACGUAGGGAAAGGCCAUCAUUGCAAUGACCUGUUUUCGCCUCUUAAGACUGUUAUUAUUACACAAGACACACACACACACACACUCUCACACCAGCACCUCGUCUGAGCGCUGGCGCCCAGACACACAGAUGCUGCAUGGUGCUGCUGUGUUGAGCUUCCCUCUGUGAGACCUAUUUCUGGGAAACCGUCAUGUUCAAUGCCUACAAGCUGAAACAUAGAUAGCUUUGAAUACAACUAGCAACUAAAAUGGCGGCAGGGAUAUCUUUUUAAAAAAGUUAAAAUAAAGGGGUUAUUUCCCUUGCCUACAUUCUCACUACAAACAAUUCUCCAUUUUGGAUCUUCCGUUGCCCCGUAUUGGCUUUGAAUACCAAUUGUGUUGCCUACUGAAGAACUGUUCUUUGGAUUGCUUGUCCUGUUACAAAAUUUUGCUCACGUGGUAAAACAGAAGGGGUGUGUAGUUCAGGUCUGUCACUCACUAAAAAACUCUAGGCCAGCACCAAAGACAGACAUACAUACAGACAACUCGUUCGAACACAAACGCCUUACCAAAAUCUGCAGAAACAAAAACUUGACAGCAAGUAAACUACAAAAUUAGGGCUAUUUUUACCACUGCCAGGAGAGUAUUAACAAUCACAGCUGUUAUAUGACGUUCUGUAGAUUGAGCUUUGUGAUAUGACCACUAGCAAGCGCCUCGACUUGCUUGCCUUUAACCUCCACCACUGGGGCCCAUGCCUUCUGAGUUUACCCUGCUUUCGAAAGUAUUAGCUACUCAUUUGUUUUCCAUCCUUCACAUCCUUGUGAAAUGCACUCGUUUUUGUAGCACUACUUCAAUCUUAGCUAUUGGCGAAACCAAAAAAGUAGGUUGCAAUGUUUGGUAUUCCUUCGCCGCUCCCCUCUGUUACUCCUCUGCUCCUCUACCUCUGCAGAAACUUAUCGAUCCGCUUCCUGUAGUGUUUGAUACGUUGCAACGUGACGCUUCACCUCGCACUUUACAUACGCAGAUAAAAUCGGUGCUCAGGAUUAACCUGCUAAACGUCACAGCGUUCAACCAUUCACCCAUUGUACCUUUAAGGGGCGGUUACACCGGACUUUGAGCGACAAAAAAAAAAAACACUGCAGUGCUGCGAACCUGCAAAUUUAAAAUUUGUGUUUGUUUCCACUAAGCUGUUAAGCUAAAGAUCUUCUAUUGGUCAAACGUCUAAUCUUGACACAAAUGUGAAGAAAGUUUGUGUUUCCAAUAUCCAGCAUUUGCAUGCGUGUGAAUGAAAAAAAAUGGAAGGGAAAUGUCGUGUGACCGCCUCUUUACACAAGUUUACCUACUUUGACAAUCUUAACAGAAUAUCCCAACACAAGCUGUGAUCAAAAGUGUAUCUUUCUUUUUUGAUUGAAAAGCUUUCAAAUUUAAACUUUGUGGUUAAACUGACAGUGAUCUGCUAACAGCUGUACUCGGUUUUCGUUUCCUCUUCCUCUUUCCAGACGUGCAUGCGUUGUGAAGUCUUGCUAGCAUCCGUUUGCUAGAGUCUGUCUCGACUGCCUUCCAUCUGAAAACAUGAGUGCCUAUGACCAUUGUUACACCUUCCCUUCUACAUUCAAGUAUUUCUCGGUGAAGCAUGUUUGUUUUGCCUGUUUCGUGCCUUUUUAACAAAAGUGUUUUUAAUAGCUACUUUGGAGGUUGGUGAGAAAUCGGGAGACAGUUUAAGUUUUCCAUGCCACCCUUUUUCUAUUUCUGGCUUUCUGAUUUCGCUUCCUCGAGGCUGCACCCUGCUUUUCGCACCAGACGAGCUGAAAUCAUCAACAGCUACAAAAAUAGACACGCAGAGCCCAUGUGCUCAGACAGGCCGAUAUGCACACAAAAAAAUAAAUAAAUCGCACACGCACAAAAAAAGAGGAAAAUGGAGAGCAGACACUGUAUGGCUGUAUGCUUCCAUUUUCACCAGUAGGUGCACUUUUGUAGGUUCAUCCCAUUAAGAUGCUUUAUUUAUAGGGGCAGACUGAUAAAUGAAUGUUUAUAGACGCCACACUAUGCCUAAAGGCUUAAUAAUUAGUAAAAUAACGAAUGUACGACCUUACUGUGUAUUUGCAGACUGGCUCUGCGAUAAAUGUCUGCCCCUGAGUGUUUAAGAAGAACAAUUCGAGAAUACUUCAAACAGCAGCAUGCUUGUUGGGAUGGAAAGUGUUGGGCUUGUUAGCACUUUUAGUUUUUUUGACUAUUUGCUUUUGCACUUUUAUUUCAGAGUUGGUCUGCCUUUGAUGUGCAUGGCAUUGACUGUUUCUAAACUAUGGCUUUUUAAAACAUUUUGUAGCAUGGAAUGGUUUCUUCCAUUAAAAAGGUGCUCCUUACGGCCCUACGUAUUUUGUGCUUACGUUAAAAAAAAAAAAAUCCUUCAUACUUACUGUAAGACUUUUAUGUCGGUACCUUGUGCUUUAAUCGAAUAUGCCUUCAUUAACUUCAAGGACAUGUGAUGUGUUUUUCUGUUGAGAUUAGAUGGUUUAGUAGAUUUCAAAUAAACAGUAUUACAGAUUGGAUUGUUUAUCCCAAAUGCAAAUUCUGUCAUUUGCUCACCCUCAUGUUUUUUGUAACAUGUUAUGUAUGAAUUUAUUUCUUCUACACAACACAAAAACAUCCAACUGAACAUUAUUGUAUGGACAAAAGCAUCCUUCAAAACAUAUUUUUAUGUUCUGUAGAAAAAAAGGUCGUGAUGGUGAGGAAAUGACUAUUUGGGUGAACAUUUGCUUUAAAUUGAGAGAUUGAUUCAGACAGUUACUAACAACAGGAAAAACAGUAUAACUGCUUGCAAAAUAUGCACUUUAGCUUCAAAUUUGAUACAAAUGAUUUUCUUUCAAUUUAACAAAUUGUAAAGUAUUUAUCGGUGCACGUUUACAGGUAAGAUGUGCAUGGGAAUGGUCUAAGCGCUAACUUGUAUGUAAUUAUAAACAACAGUAGCUUUCAUUACUAAGGAAUUAUCAUGCACUUUCAUCACGUGAAAAAACUAUUCAAAACAGCCCUCAUUACAACUUUGAAAAAAUCCAUCCAAAUCCCUUACUUACUAUAAAACAGAUACUUAAUGUUAUACUAAAUGUUAAUCAUGUUCACGUUGUGGUUGUAGUUCUAUUUAUUUGAUAACAGUACAUUAGAAACCCACUAGGUUAAAAGAAUCGCGAGAGCACUUGAGAAUUGUGGUCUAUUGUUGUGUUACCGUGCCUUUAAUUGAAAAAAAAAAAAAUCUUUCUGAAGAGAGGUCACUGCCUUUGAUCAAGGUAAUUGUAGUGCACACACACACACACACACACACACACACACACACACACACACAAACUUUAACUGACAGCCAUCAGACCACUGUAUUGCUCCUUCUGCAUGCCUGUGGCCAGCAUGUAGCAAUACCCUCUGCUCUUUGAGUGAUGUGAAAUAUUUUGAAGCUUUCCCCCUAACAUUUUAGAUGUUUUCAACAUUUUUUUUCUUCCUUUUUUGAUAGUGCUGAGCUGAGAGGAAACGUGUGCUUGUUGUGAACAGUGAUUAUAAGUAUUUGGAUGAGAGUAAACGUAAACAUGCACAUUAACAGAGUCAGAGGUACUCUAGCACCCUCUACAGUCAAAUGAAGGUCAGGGUUUUACUUUAUUUCAUAUUUUACAAGGCUAAGAGUAAUGUAAAUUGGUGUGGGACAGAGCAUAUGCUACACAAUAUUCAUUUGGAAUAUAACUUUGGUUUAGGUGUUUUUGUAAAAAUAAAUAAAAUACUAAUACCAGAGAGCAGUUAUUUUAGUAACUGUGAUUGUUUUUUUUGGUAUGAAAACACUUAAACCGGAAAGGUUAACCACAUCUUUCUGCUUGUACAAUUAAUAAUCUGACCUCAGGUCAUAGGCAGAGACCACUUCAAGCCCUUGUUAGUUUCUGUGUUAAAACAGAGGGGCUCUCCAACCAACUUCCUUUCUGUGCUUUGAAAUCCACUUUCAUCUCCGUUAAAGAAAAAGGGCCGUAUUACUGAACAACAUCUGCUAAUUAUAGUGCUAGCACUUGUGUGCCCAUUGGCAGAUGCUGUUCCUCUUUCCACUUGUGGUGAGGUGUCCUUUUUUUUUUUGUCUUCUUGAGGUGAAGCGCGUGUCGCUGACUGUUGACCCCACGCUUGACCUCUCUUCCUCGUUCAAAUCUGUGACUAUUUUAAGCUCUUUUGCACUUCAUGGUUUUCUUUUUAACAUCUUAUUUCGAUUAUUGUUUCUGAUACGUGUAAUUAUUGUUCUUGUUCUGAACCAGAAAAAGCACACACACACACACACACACACACACAACAUACACACACUACUAAGGGCUUUUAAAAUACAAAAUCAGAAUGUUUUGCUGCUGUUGCAAAAAAGAAAAAAGAAAAAAAAAGUUUUAUUGAAUCGUUUGUAAUAUUUUUGAACAACUGUGAUUUGUACAAAAUGGAGCAAAAAAGGGGUUGGAAAAAGGUUAUCUGUUUCAGUAUUUUAAUGUUUGCUUGGCUUUUAAUAAAACUUAACUGAACUCUUUGAACUCA